AUGGUCGAGGCUCCCGUUCACAGCCCGGGCCCCGGUGAGGUUCUCCUCCACGUCAAAGCCACUGGCAUCUGCGGCUCCGACAUCCACUUUUGGAAAACCGGCUGCAUCGGCUCCCUCGUCGUCGGCGGCGACUGCAUCCUCGGCCACGAAGCCGCCGGCGUCGUCCUCAAGACCGGCGAGGGCGUCACCAACCUCCAAGUCGGCGACCGCGUCGCCGUCGAGCCCGGCGUGCCCUGCAACAAGUGCUUCCUCUGCCAGGAGGGCCGCUACAACCUGUGCGAGGACGUCCAGUUCGCCGGCGUCUACCCCUACCACGGCACCCUGCAGCGCUACAAGGUCCACCCCGCCAAGUGGCUCUUCAAGAUCCCCGACGCCGUCUCCUUCGAGGAAGCCGCCCUCCUCGAGCCCCUCAGCGUCGUCCUCCACGGCGUCAAGACUUGCGGUCUCAGCCUCGGCCGUGGCGUCCUUGUCUGCGGCGCCGGCCCUAUUGGUCUCAUUGCGCUCGCUGCUGCUCGUGCUUCGGGCGCGCAUCCCGUCGUCAUUACCGACGUCGAGCCUAAGCGCCUUGCUUUCGCCAAGGAGUUCGUCCCCUCCGCCAUCACCUACCAGGUUGACACUAAGCUCGACGCCGAGGGAAACGCCCGUGAGAUCCGCAAGCUCUUUGGCGCCGACACUGACGAGUACCUUGCCCCGCCCUCCGUGCUCGAGUGCACCGGUAUCGAGAGCAGUGUGUGCACCGCUGCCUUCGCAGUGCGCAGGGGUGGUGUUGUUUGCGUUAUCGGUGUUGGACGUGCCAUUAUGAACAACCUUCCUUUCAUGCACAUUUCUCUCGCCGAGAUUGACCUACGCUUCAUCAACCGCUACAGGGACACCUGGCCCGCUGGUAUCGCCUGCCUCAGCGGCGGCAUCCUCGAUCUCAAGAAACUCGUCACUCACCGCUAUACCCUCGAAGAGGCUGAGCAGGCCAUGACUCUGUGCUCCGACGUUUCCAAGGGCAGUAUCAAGGUGCAAAUCAUUGACGACGUUGACGCCAGGAUACUAGAGUAG
This is a messenger RNA of Parascedosporium putredinis, 1047 nucleotides long. NCBI's taxonomy places the organism in Eukaryota, Fungi, Ascomycota, Sordariomycetes, Microascales, Microascaceae. The record is from the annotation of a GenBank genome assembly.